AUGCCUUCCCAUAUAUCAUGGCGUUCGGAGGGAUUCCCUGGAUAUGAUUCGGUAAGUGGUCAUUUUCAUUGGAACCAUUUGUUCAGAAAUGGCGAUUCUUUGUUUUCUGUAGUCAGCGCGUGGAAGUGUGUGCUUCGGAUGUUUCAUGUCCGCAGCCGGUACGAUACGGGAAAGGAGAUUACUCUGAGCUUGUUCGACAUUAUCGAAUCUAGCGACGACGUUGGCGUAUUGAAACAGAAGUACGAACAGUUUAAAACCUCCAGUCGCGAUUUCCCAGAUCGUACAAAGGGACUUGUCUACGAUCUGUUUGAGCGUAUAAAGUUUGUCGGCUCCUUUCCUCUUCAUAAAGCGAUCCUAGUGCGCGAAAUCCUGGUGGACGUGGAGAAGGAUGUUGUGGAAGAGGCUUUAUAUCAUUCUAUGAGUUCAUGCAGUGACACAAAUCAGGCCAAUUCGCUAAUACUACUUCACAUUGUGCUCAAGGGUGAAGAAAGUGAUGGAACAAUACCUCCAAUAGCGGCGCUUCACGAUAUAUACAAAGAAGCAAACGUGGACCCAGAAAAGGCCAUAGCAGAAUACAAACGUGCAUUAUACAAAAAGGAAAUUGAUCGUGUGUUGGGUAUCCAAAUGGAGCAACGGUCUAAAACAGAUCCCCCCGUACCGCCACCUAUGGCCAGAUCAGCUACGGCCCAGAAGAAUCGCAGAACAGAAUUAGUUCGAUUGUUUGGUCAUGAAAUACUACCCGAAGUGACUAAAGCCGACAGUAGUAUUGACAUUGCGUCCAAGACUAUGCUGAAACCCACAUGGUUGGCUGAAUUUUUUAACGAUGCAAGAACAUACGAACCUCCCACUUGCGGGUGGUCAGUUCUAAUGUUAGAGCGGGCAGAAUGUUACAAAUUAUACAACGAGGUUAUAAAUGGCAAAUUGGAAGAGGUGAAAGAACGUAUACUUGUGAAAGAGGGAGCGCCUAUGGACAAAAAUCUGCAGGAAAUGCCCAAACUAGCCAUGCUUGUACACUGCCGUAGGCAACAGAUUUGUCAUAUCUGUGAAAACAUCACUGAUUGGGAAAGAAUAGAAACCGAUAGGAUUGUAAGAUUGAAAAAUAUAUAUAGCGUUGAUUUGACAAUGCGACAUGGCAAUUUUACGCCUAUACAUAAGCCUACAAUAGGUGGUGGGAAAGCGCUCCCUCAACCCUUUUACGUAAACCCGGAAGAUGACCCUAAUUAUGACCCUCCCGGUAGUACGCCUUCCAGUAGAUUAAUGAAUAGGAUGUUACGCGGUGACGUCAAGGAAGAAGACAAAUUUGUACCUACCGAUUUAGAAACCCGUAAGAAGGGUUUGGCUUUGGUUGCUAAAGAGAUGGAACCAUUUGAGCACCUCUCACCGGAACAGCUAUCUGAUUUGGUACUACGUAAUUGCAAAAAGGAAUAUGAACUUGCAGAGGCUAUAUAUAGACGUCGUUUGCGAGGAAGAAGUGUUGAAGACUAUCAUGAGAUUCAACUUAUGACGGAAGGUGAACAUCUUGAUAUGCCCACAUCAGCAAAUAUAAACAACCAGAAUGGUCACAAAAUAUCAAAAGCUCAUGUAUCUGGAAAUGGUAUACACUCUCUGCGAGAAGAUUACGUAAUAACACCCAAUGUUUUGCUGACUGAUUGUGUGGUUUUUUUGUCAAUGUUGGAACAUCUACAGUGGCAAUUUACGUCCGCAGUGGAAAUGCCUGUGGAAUCGCUGGUAAAUGUGCACAACAUGGGAGAUUCGAUUACAAACCCGAGACCUCCACAACUGCUUUUUGUGGAUCCAAGGUGUCGAGAGGCGCAUGGGUAUACAAGGGAGUACAGCGCGUCUGUAAGCGAUGCGUGGGCGUACAGAUCUCACUUAAAUGCAAAUGUUAAUGGCAUCGAUGACAGUCAUAAUGAUGGCAAUGUGGACAAGUUGCUUUUAUUUGGCGAUGAUCCGGUGUUUUAUCUAAAGGAUCAGGAGAUGUUGCAACACAUGACCCGUCAUGGUGUUGGACUAAAGAUACACUCGAAAGUGCCGGGAUUCACCUUGCCCCCUGAACCUACCGAGCACCAAAAGUCCACGGUUUUCUACCGUCUCAAUUCUUCUCAGCCGCACGUGCAACAAAUUUGCUCGAACUGCGGCUAUCAUGUUUUCUCACAUACAGUUAAGGCACACGAUGGAGAGUCUCUGACAAGCUCAGAAAUGGAUAGUUUGCUGGAUGAAGAUUGUCCUCACUGCCCGAUUUGCGAAUCUCAAGGAUGCGCCUUAUCGCAAGUAUGGGUAACUGGCUCAAGAGGGUACUCUCCGGAGCCCUACCCCACACCCGUUGAAGAUGAAUUUUGUGUUGAAUGA
Molecule: messenger RNA, 2349 nt
Organism: Babesia bigemina
Lineage: Eukaryota; Apicomplexa; Aconoidasida; Piroplasmida; Babesiidae
Exons: 4
Coding region: 1-2349 (782 amino acids)
Source: RefSeq, a predicted model, not a curated record